Molecule: messenger RNA, 1077 nt
Organism: Cotesia glomerata
Lineage: Eukaryota; Metazoa; Arthropoda; Insecta; Hymenoptera; Braconidae
Exons: 6
Coding region: 68-952 (294 amino acids)
Biological process (GO): negative regulation of DNA-templated transcription
Molecular function (GO): DNA binding
Source: RefSeq, a predicted model, not a curated record
UUCUACCGAAGAAAUUUAAAUAACAGUAAAAAACUGUUGUAAAAAUUGAUAAAGGACGAGAGACGAGAUGUUUGCCUACAUAAAAUUGAUAGCUGAAAAUAAAUUUGAUACGAUUCCGUUCACCUUGAUACACAACUAUGACAAAAUUCCGUUGCCACCGAAUAAAAACAAGCAAUAUUUUGUUCAUUAUAAGAAUGAGGAACCAAAAUUAGCUGUGCUCAUUUAUGUUGAAGAAACAAUUACGGAGUUAGAGAAGCUAAUUGCAAGCAGAAGGACUAUAGUUCCAACUCUUCGAAAUCUGGAAACAGCUUCAGAGAUGAGCGAUAAUAAUGAAAGUAACUCAAAACCAAAAGUUACUUUAAACUUUAAAAUAAAUCCAGCUGUCAACCAGCAAUUAGAGCAGUUAAGGACUAAGUUAGCGAUUCACUGUGGGCAAAAUGUUUGGAUUACAGUCCAAAAUUAUAACAAUGCGAAAGCUGCAGCUGGAACUGAUGCUAUAUUUGUUAAAAAUAUAGCUGUUGAUAUAUUUACUCGAGAAGUAUUGAAAAGUAGCAGCGUAACCGGAAAAAUGAGCAAUAGAACUAAAGCUCCUGCAAAACCGAAACUAGAUCCGCUUAAAAUGCUUGCUGUGCGAGAUAUUUACAGAUAUUAUUUGAAAGAACAUAGACAAUUAUCGGAAGAUGAAAUAAAUGCUAGGAUUGACGAUUAUACAGAUUAUAUACGGGUUAAAAUUUCUGAUUUAGAGAGACCAAAAAAAUCAACACGCAGUGAAGGAAGUGAUAAAAAAGAAGAUGAAAAAAAUAAAACUAGAAAUAAUGCACCUGCCUUAAAGAAAAAAACAGAUGAAAGCUCCAGUGAGGGUACGUCUUUUAGUGAGAGCAGUACCGAUUCGGAAGAAGAAAGUGCGGAUUCAGAGAGUAAAAGUAGUGGCGAUGAACGUACAUUAAAUUGAAAUUUUUUUAUCUGUUUAAAACUUUUGAAAUAACUUAAUCUAUACUUGUUCUUAAAUAAAUAUUAAUAAUAUCACAGCUUACCAUUGUAACUAAUAAAUGUUAGUAAAAAAAAAUUUCAUGCUAA